AUGAAUCCUACAGGUGUUAUCCUUCUACAGGUGUUAUCCUUCUACAGGUGCUAUCCUUCUACAGGUGCUAUCCUUCUACAGGUGUUAUCCUUCUACAGGUGUUAUCCUGCUACAGGUGUUAUCCUUCUACAGGUGUUAUCCUUCUACAGGUGCUAUCCUUCUACAGGUGCUAUCCUUCUACAGGUGUUAUCCUUCUACAGGUGCUAUCCUUCUACAGGUGCUAUCCUUCUACAGGUGCUAUCCUUCUACAGGUGCUAUCCUUCUACAGGUGCUAUCCUUCUACAGGUGUUAUCCUUCUACAGGUGUUAUCCUGCUACAGGUGCUAUCCUUCUACAGGUGUUAUCCUUCUACAGGUGCUAUCCUUCUACAGGUGUUAUCCUUCUACAGGUGCUAUCCUUCUACAGGUGCUAUCCUUCUACAGGUGUUAUCCUUCUACAGGUGCUAUCCUUCUACAGGUGCUAUCCUUCUACAGGUGUUAUCCUUCUACAGGUGCUAUCCUUCUACAGGUGUUAUCCUUCUACAGGUGCUAUCCUUCUACAGGUGCUAUCCUUCUACAGGUGCUAUCCUUCUACAGGUGCUAUCCUUCUACAGGUGCUAUCCUUCUACAGGUGCUAUCCUUCUACAGGUGCUAUCCUUCUACAGGUGCUAUCCUUCUACAGGUGCUAUCCUUCUACAGGUGUUAUCCUUCUACAGGUGCUAUCCUUCUACAGGUGCUAUCCUUCUACAGGUGCUAUCCUUCUACAGGUGCUAUCCUUCUACAGGUGUUAUCCUUCUACAGGUGCUAUCCUUCUACAGGUGCUAUCCUUCUACAGGUGCUAUCCUUCUACAGGUGUUAUCCUUCUACAGGUGCUAUCCUUCUACAGGUGUUAUCCUUCUACAGGUGUUAUCCUUCUACAGGUGCUAUCCUUCUACAGGUGUUAUCCUUCUACAGGUGCUAUCCUUCUACAGGUGCUAUCCUUCUACAGGUGCUAUCCUUCUACAGGUGCUAUCCUUCUACAGGUGUUAUCCUUCUACAGGUGCUAUCCUUCUACAGGUGCUAUCCUUCUACAGGUGCUAUCCUUCUACAGGUGCUAUCCUUCUACAGGUGUUAUCCUUCUACAGGUGCUAUCCUUCUACAGGUGCUAUCCUUCUACAGGUGUUAUCCUUCUACAGGUGCUAUCCUUCUACAGGUGUUAUCCUUCUACAGGUGCUAUCCUUCUACAGGUGUUAUCCUUCUACAGGUACUAUCCUUCUACAGGUGCUAUCCUUCUACAGGUGCUAUCCUUCUACAGGUGCUAUCCUUCUACAGGUGCUAUCCUUCUACAGGUGUUAUCCUUCUACAGGUCCUUCUACAGGUGCUAUCCUUCUACGGGUGCUAUCCUUCUACAGGUGUUAUCCUUCUACGGGUGCUAUCCUUCUACAGGUGUUAUCCUUCUACAGGUGCUAUCCUUCUACAGGUGCUAUCCUUCUACAGGUGCUAUCCUUCUACAGGUGUUAUCCUUCUACAGGUGCUAUCCUUCUACAGGUGCUAUCCUUCUACAGGUGCUAUCCUUCUACAGGUGCUAUCCUUCUACAGGUGCUAUCCUUCUACAGGUGCUAUCCUUCUACAGGUGUUAUCCUUCUACAGGUGCUAUCCUUCUACAGGUGCUAUCCUUCUACAGGUGCUAUCCUUCUACAGGUGCUAUCCUUCUACAGGUGCUAUCCUUCUACAGGUGCUAUCCUUCUACAGGUGCUAUCCUUCUACAGGUGUUAUCCUGCUACAGGUGUUAUCCUUCUACAGGUGUUAUCCUUCUACAGGUGCUAUCCUUCUACAGGUGUUAUCCUUCUACAGGUGCUAUCCUUCUACAGGUGCUAUCCUUCUACAGGUGUUAUCCUUCUACAGGUGCUAUCCUUCUACAGGUGCUAUCCUUCUACAGGUGUUAUCCUUCUACAGGUGCUAUCCUUCUACAGGUGUUAUCCUUCUACAGGUGCUAUCCUUCUACAGGUGCUAUCCUUCUACAGGUGCUAUCCUUCUACAGGUGCUAUCCUUCUACAGGUGUUAUCCUUCUACAGGUGCUAUCCUUCUACAGGUGCUAUCCUUCUACAGGUGCUAUCCUUCUACAGGUGCUAUCCUUCUACAGGUGUUAUCCUUCUACAGGUGCUAUCCUUCUACAGGUGCUAUCCUUCUACAGGUGCUAUCCUUCUACAGGUGCUAUCCUUCUACAGGUGUUAUCCUUCUACAGGUGCUAUCCUUCUACAGGUGCUAUCCUUCUACAGGUGUUAUCCUUCUACAGGUGCUAUCCUUCUACAGGUGUUAUCCUUCUACAGGUGUUAUCCUUCUACAGGUGCUAUCCUUCUACAGGUGUUAUCCUUCUACAGGUGCUAUCCUUCUACAGGUGCUAUCCUUCUACAGGUGCUAUCCUUCUACAGGUGCUAUCCUUCUACAGGUGUUAUCCUUCUACAGGUGCUAUCCUUCUACAGGUGCUAUCCUUCUACAGGUGCUAUCCUUCUACAGGUGCUAUCCUUCUACAGGUGCUAUCCUUCUACAGGUGUUAUCCUUCUACAGGUGCUAUCCUUCUACAGGUGCUAUCCUUCUACAGGUGUUAUCCUUCUACAGGUGCUAUCCUUCUACAGGUGUUAUCCUUCUACAGGUGCUAUCCUUCUACAGGUGUUAUCCUUCUACAGGUACUAUCCUUCUACAGGUGUUAUCCUUCUACAGGUGCUAUCCUUCUACAGGUGCUAUCCUUCUACAGGUGCUAUCCUUCUACAGGUGCUAUCCUUCUACAGGUGUUAUCCUUCUACAGGUGCUAUCCUUCUACAGGUGCUAUCCUUCUACAGGUGCUAUCCUUCUACAGGUGCUAUCCUUCUACAGGUGUUAUCCUUCUACGGGUGCUAUCCUUCUACAGGUGUUAUCCUUCUACAGGUGCUAUCCUUCUACAGGUGCUAUCCUUCUACAGGUGCUAUCCUUCUACAGGUGUUAUCCUUCUACAGGUGCUAUCCUUCUACAGGUGCUAUCCUUCUACAGGUGCUAUCCUUCUACAGGUGCUAUCCUUCUACAGGUGCUAUCCUUCUACAGGUGCUAUCCUUCUACAGGUGUUAUCCUUCUACAGGUGCUAUCCUUCUACAGGUGCUAUCCUUCUACAGGUGCUAUCCUUCUACAGGUGCUAUCCUUCUACAGGUGCUAUCCUUCUACAGGUGCUAUCCUUCUACAGGUGCUAUCCUUCUACAGGGCGGCAGUAG
Knipowitschia caucasica is the source of this 3198-nucleotide messenger RNA. NCBI's taxonomy places the organism in Eukaryota, Metazoa, Chordata, Actinopteri, Gobiiformes, Gobiidae. The record is from the annotation of a GenBank genome assembly.